GAUACUGGAUCUAUAUGGCCUUGUUUUUUGGAAGUUUUUGCUAUGGCAAAUUUUGUUGACAUGUUUCACAAAGGAAAAACUUUCAGGCCCAGGAAGAAGUUUGAGCCUGGGACCUUAAAGUUUUCUCUCCACAAGCGUGCACAAGCAUCACUGAACUCGGGAAUAGACUUGAAACAUGUAGUCAGACUUCCUCCUAGAGAACACUUGAAUGAUUGGGUGGCAGUCCAUGUGGUUGAUUUCUUCAAUCGUAUCAACUUAAUCUAUGGGUCUGUCACAGAUUUUUGCCGGGAAGAUACUUGUCCUACAAUGUCAGGAGGACCAAAGUUCGAAUACUUGUGGGCUGACAGGAGUAAGUACAAGAAACCAACUCCUCUGCCAGCACCACAGUACAUUGCGUUACUAAUGGACUGGGUGGAGGAACAGAUAAAUAAUGAGGAGAUAUUCCCUGUUACAUUUGAUGUUCCCUUCCCGAAGAACUUCAUUCCUACGUGCAAGAAGAUCCUUACACGAUUGUUCAGAGUGUUCGUCCAUAUCUACAUACAUCACUUCGAGAGUCUGGUGGCUAUUGGAGCUGAAGCCCAUGUGAAUACUUGUUACAAACAUUUCUACUAUUUUAUCAGAGAGUUUGGCCUUGUGAGCCAGCGAGAACUGGAACCACUGGCAGAAAUGACAAGAAGAAUCUGUAAAGAUUAUCUUCAAAAUAGAUGAGUACACUUGGAAGAGGUGAAGGCAGUCCUGGAUCAUCCUUAAAUUGGGAUGCUCUGUGUAAACUUUACCUCCAGGUUGCAUGACGAUACCUGUUUAACUUGAAUAGCCCCUAAGUCAUUAACAAAACUUCAUUUUAAUAGUUAUUCAUGAAUGCAGUUAUGUUUAGAGAAGUUAUAGUUUGAAAUGUCUAACCUUAAAAUGUUGAUAGCUUUUGUUAAAAUUCAGUUCCAGAAAUUAGUAGUUCUAGUCGUAUUCUUAUAAGUCACCUCAGACGUAAUAUAUUAAUGUUUGUAGCUAUAAAUCACCCCUUUGGAGUUGAAUAGAGCAGUAGUUAUAACCAACUCUCAGGGUGAUAUAGGCUGGUAACCAUGGUGCAUAGAUUUGUGCUCAAGAGCUAGAAGAUGUUUUUUUUUAUCUUUUGGUGAUGGUUGUAUGAAGAACAGAUUGAUAUAUAUAUUUUUGUAUCUUCUAAUUACAGUAUUAACUUUAGUAGACUGGGAAAUGUAAAAUUAUUUAUAACCAAGUGGUUGAUCUUCAUUUUUAAACUAAUGCCAUUUAUGGACAGUUGACAGCAAAUAUAGUCAAUAAAUCAAAUGAUCGCGUCAUCAAUAGAGAAAUCAAAGUUAUUCUUCAAUUUUGUCACCACUAGAAAUGAAGGUUGUUGAGUUCCAAGAAAGUUAGGGUCUUGUGGCUCCAGUUGCAGAGAAAAGCUUUAAUUUUUCUAUACAUUAACAUGGGAAAAAAAAGUUUUCUUUCAGAUUUCAUACUUAAAUAGGCCUACCUUGCACAAAAAACGUUUUUGUGAAGUAUAUUUGGGUAAGUUAUAAAUGUGUACAUUACUUAGAAAGUAACACUGUUCAGUUUAGAAACCAACAAAAAUAUUUCCAUGGUUAAUUUCGACCGUUACCUGGAAGUAAGAGCAUUCAACUACAGAUAGAUUUGUUACCUGUACAUUACAGCGUGCGAUAAGAGUUAAUUAUGUAUUGGUUAUUUAGAACUGUAAGUUUUGCUCGUAUUGACAUUAAAGGAAAUCUAGCUAGUUUAAAUGAAACAUUUAAGAUUAGCUAUUAAGGUUAGUUUGGUAAAUUUAACACUUCACAUGUUUACUGGGAUGGCAAAGCUCACUGGUGUAAUUACUUGUACUGUUCUGCUAGGCCUAACCUCCAAUGCAUAUGUAGUAUAUUUUAUAUAUACAGACAGAAGCUCCAAGCUCUCUUAGUAUGAUUAACAAAGAAGGAAAUGUCUGCAAACAAAUGAAUAUUAAAAUCAAAAAUAGUUGAAACAGAACAUGAUGUUGGUGUUCGUUUUUCACCAUAUUCCACUGUAGGUGAUUUUUGAUUUUUCUUCAGUGUGUUGUUAUUUUUCUCAAGCUAGUUUUCUCGUUAUAUAUAAGACAUAUCUAAAAAUAACGUAAAUAUCGUUUUCACUUUCUUCCAACUGAAUAAACAAAAUUAACUUUCACAGUUAAUAAAAUUAUAAUUUUUUCUGACAGUUACUUAAUACCGCAUUGAUCGGUGACAGUGCAUAAAUAUUUAACCCUUUGUAACCUGGUGGCAGCAUAUUGCCGUGUCUGCAUUUACAUUUAUGAGAAUUAAGAACUCAUAAAUAUCACCAUUAAGCAGAAUUUUUAAAAACUAAAUGCUUUCAUAAACAAAUAUGAAUCAUGAGAUACCUGGCUUUAAAGAGAUUAAAAUGAUUAAUGGAAAUAAUUACAUAUAAAUAUUUAUUUUAAAUUUGUUUCUCAACAAGAUUGUACCCUGUUGUAUGAUAUUAUGACUUAUAUUUUAAUCAGUCUUUUCGGAUUUAAUUGUUUUGGCUAUCACUUUCAUGAUACUGUUGCCUUAUUGAAUAAUAUUCUAAUAAAUUAGUAAUGUAAACACAACUUCACGACCUAACACAAAUUUUACUCAUAUGUAUGUUACUUCCUUUUUUCUGUUUCUACAUCCUGCCCUAAUUUCCUUCAAUAAGAAUAUUUCGUACCUGUUUCUAUGCAUGUUUUCUCGGACCUGUUGUCUGUUUUAACUCUCUGAAUUACCCAUCUUCAGGAAAAAAAGUUGAUGCUCUUAAUCUAGAAAUUUACUAACAAAACAACAAGCCAUGAUAAUAUAAGGAAAUGUGGUUUCAUAAAAUGGAAGAACCUUGCUUCUCUUACUUAUUUUGACCAGGUAAAUACCACACCUUUAAAUGGUCCUUAAAAUCAAAGCCAUGGAAUAAUUUUGAACUAGAAGUAGCAUGUUUCCACAGGACUUCAUCCUUAAUUUUGAUGAGAGAGUUAGUUGAAUGAGGAUAUGAAACAUACUUAUCCAAAAGAUGUGGCUUACAAUGACAAGUGUGUCAUAGUCAGUUCUUACUUAAAAGGGGUUGAGCACGGCUCAGUGGUUAACAUGUUGGAAUGAGGUUCUGUAGUCCGUAUCCCAUUACCUAGAAAAUAAUAAUAAUCGUGUUCCCACUGUUCAUUCUGACAAGAGUUAGCAGAGGGUGGUGUUGGCUAGAUGCUUGCUCUCUAGUUUGUUGAUUUAAAAUUAGAAACUGCUAGCAUAGGUAGCUCUUAUGUAGAUUUGAACCAAACCCAACGAAGAAAUGAAGAAUUCUGCUGGACCAGUAAUAAUGAAUAGUUGACAAGUAGUUGCUUCGUUUACACUUAUUAGAUUAUAGGACUAUUGUUAAGUUCAAAUGUUGCUUUCAUCAUUUCUGAUUUAGAAGUUAACAUUUUUGAACUAGAUCUUGUAAUGCUGAGUUACUAUAAAGAGGUAAUAUAUGUUUUGUUACAUGUGUGUACCUAGUACAUCAGCAGGUUGACAAACAGCUGUUGUUUGGGUAACUCAAGUAAUUAUUGUUGUUUUAGAUAGUUUAUAUUAAGAUGGAGUUAUUGGUGUGAAACUUGUUUACGAUAGUUCGGCAAUUUAACAUUUUUUCUUAAAGAAUGUACAUGCUUUUAUCAGAAUUAUUUCUUCAUAUUGGGGUCGAAUGUGAACUUUCAAAUGAUUUUAAUUAUCUAUAAUGUUUUUUUUUCCAGUGUGUAUUGAUACACAGUCUAUUUUCAGGUCUUAAAACUCUGCAAGUUGCCAUAUUUCUUGAAUUGAGUUAAUAAAAGGAAGUUUAUUUUUGAGUACAAGUAGUUUUGGCAAUGUGGUUUCCUUGGAUAUUAAUUAAGUAUCUUUGAUUAUUUUCACCUAAUUUUCAAUGAGUGGUCGGCAAACUGGUAAUGCAUUGUAAUUUUCUAUACAAACAUUUUUUUUCCUUUCAAACUUUCAGAGUGCCUCAACAGUCACUGCUAUAUUAAUUAAUUAUGCUCUUGAUUGUUUAAAAAUGUGCAAUUUGAUCAUGUUGCUGAUGUCAAAAUCAUAAAUUUUAGACCAAUAUUAUUUUAUUGGAAUUUUGAACACUGUUCUUGUAUCAUUUGGAAAAACUAUAAAUUUGCAUCAACAGAAGUGGUAUGUAAUAACUUAAUUUGUUUAACAUAGAAGAUUUUGUAAAAGCAGUUUACUUGUGCAAUAUGUCCUGUUUAUGUAAUAUAAUACAACUUGUGUCUCCUGGAUGAAUCACAUUCCUGUACUUAGUGUCUAUGUUUUGUUUUCUUUCUGCCUACUUAAUUUCUAUACAGUUUGAAACUUGGAUAGACAAUCAAAGACACAGCACUAAGUUUAAGUUCAUUGUUAGUAGUUUUACACCUCAACAGUAUUCAGACACCAUACUUGUACAGCUUACCAGGGAAUUGGCAAAAUAGGUUAGUAUACAGGAACUGCAGAAGACAGUUUCAAAAGGUACUCAGUUACUGCUGAAAAAAAAAUGUAAAGAUUCUGUUGGAAUAUAGUAUUGUGGUUGUGUUUAUACAUAUUAUGCUUGUGAAUAAUUCCUAAGCACCUGCAGUAUGUUAAAAGCAAUAAUAUAAGCAUGAAUUAGUUAUUUUUAUUUAUAUUAGAAUUUCUUUAGAAAGAAACUAUAAUAUUUAAAAAUAUUCCAUAAUGAUUAUAUUUUUAUAAUAAUUGCUUGGUUUUUUAGCUACUAAUGGUACAUCACAUUUUUCCUUAGCUGCUAAUGGUACAUCACAUUUUUCCUUUAGUUGCUAAUGGUACAUCACAAUUUUCCUUAGCUGCUAAUAGUGCUUCACAUUUUCCCUUAGCUGCUAAUGGUACUUCACAUUUUUCCUUAGCUGCUAAUGGUACAUCACAUUUUUCCUUAACUGCUAAUGGUACAUCACAUUUUUCCUUAGCUGCUAAUGGUGCUUCACAUUUUUCCUUUAGUUGCUAAUGGUGCUUCACAUUUUUCCUUUAGUUGCUAAUGGUGCUUCACAUUUUUCUUUAACUGCUAAUGGUACUUCACAUUUGAUACAACUAUACCAGCUUAGCAAAAUGAUGAAACGUGAAGCCUAAUGAUAGAAACUUUAUAAAUGACAGUGUUGUUGUAGGAUUUUCUAUGUCUAUGAUUCUUAAGUGGUUAUUUUAAAUUUUAUGAUAGAAAAGACCAUUUAGGGUACUUCAACCAUCGUGUGUGGUGCAUAAAACCACCAACUUGUUUUUAUUAGUUAUGGAGUUAGUGUAGUUUAUUGAGUACUCUACUUUUAUGUUGCCAGACAGAUGACAUUUUUUUCCCCCUAUAUUUUAUGUAUUUUGUGCAGCUGAUCGUGUUUAUAGAAAACAGUCUAACCUAACAUGUUUGUGGAGCAGGUAUUGUAAGAUCCUGGUCAGUGAGAAACCCACCCUUGGGGAUGCCGUGCAAACUUUUUAAAAAAGUAUCAAAAAUAAACUGUGAAGGUGCGGAAUGGUCUGAAAAGGCCAGAGCAACUUUAAGAAUUUAAAAAUCCUUUCUGGUCGCGGAGAAAUAGGCGAAAACGAUCGGCUACCACCCGACUUCCCAGAAAUCAAAGGAAAUAUUCGGAAUGCUUUGAUUUUAGCAAAUAUUGGAGUUAUAUUAGUUCCAAUGGUGUUAUUAAUCAAUUUCAAUGCAUAAUUAGUGAGAAUAAAGUUGUUUCUAGAUUUCUUCUAGUACGUCUUCAAUCUCAGUGCCCAAAUCUUGUAACGAAACCCUCUCUUCAGCACACAUUUCCAUAACAACAUUUUGCUCUCCUUCAUCCUUCUCAUUUUAUCUGACUUUUGCAACUGUUGCACUACUCCACGUCUACUUUGGUGUAUAACAUGACAAUGUUUUGCUGUACGUGUAGCUGGGGGAUCACAAUGUAAACACAUUUCACAACUUCUUUUGUUUUUGUAUUUAUGUUCUUCACAUGGCCCUUGCCGGAAAACUGGUUUCGAAACAGCCGAAUUUUUUACGUACGGCAGUGUUGUCCAGUUUUUAUGGUAUUUUUACAUGCAAAAAAUGAUUCUGAAACUUUAAUUUUUUUUCCGGCGAAAAAACUAUAAUUUUGGGCGGGUUUCUGACUGACCGGGAUCGUAAUAGUAAUCUUAAAAGAAAUGCUUAGAGAAUAUACUUUUAAACUAUCAAUUUGAGUGUUUAGUAUUAUUUCUUAAAAAUAAAGUUUAUUUAUUUUAGGUAAUUUACCAGUAUACAAAACAUAUCAAUAUUAUUGUUCUGAAGUACAUGGCUUCCACAAAUUUGAAUAAAUUUUAGAAAUACGAAAUUAGUGAAAAAAAAUAUAAUUACGUAACUGCUAUUCUUAAAAAAAAUUUAAUUUUUUCCAUUGUUCCUUAGUUUCUCUGCAUACUUGCAGUGUAGUAGGUCUCGUACAGUUUUAAGUUUAUAAAAGUUUUUAGUAAGUCAAUAAGAUAGUGUGGUCUCGUGUUUUUUUUUAUGAUAUUUUGUUUUUAGUGUAUAGUUGUUUGAUGUGGUCAGUAUUGUCCCAUGGUUACAAAGAUGCCUUUCCUUAUUACAUGCCUUUUUUUUUCUUACCUCCACUAGGCUUAGCUAUGAUCCUCGAGGAUGGCAAAAAAACUAAACAUUCCAUAAAUAAUAUAUACGUAUGUAAACUAGAAAGUUAUUUAUUGGUUAUCACCUACGGUCUAGGCUAAUUAAUUUCUUAUAUUGUCUUAAAAGUUAUUUUCAAAUGAAGAAUAUAUUUUGAUUAAAUGAAUAAAACUGCGGGAAGUAUUCAAGACCAAAUGGUAUUUAAAGGUACAUUUUUCAUGCGAUGUGAAUCUCUCAUAUCAAUAACAAGUUAAAGCAGUGUGGAGUUAAAGUGGUUGAAACUGUGUUACGGCUGUUGUGUAAGUAUGUGUUAUUCCAGUAAGUUUCAGUGAUAAGUCUCUUGGAUGGAUCAAACAAGUGACGUCUGUAAGUGGAUCCCAAGACAGAGUACCACUGCUUUACUGAAAUAACUGCUUGAUUAAAAACAUGCAAUACUAUGAUGUGAUCAAGUCUUUUUACAAAGUUUUGUUAAAUCAUGUUAAAAACAUUGAAUAUUGUUCAGUUUGUGCCAUGUGCAUCACAGUUUUGUGACUUUCAAUGUUUGAUUUGGUUUAUCAUAAAAUCUAGACAUGUUUUUGUAUUUUGAAGGAUGCGUGGACAGUUGUGCAGCAUUGUUUAGUAAAUGUAUUAUACAGUUGAUUACUAUAUAUCAGUGUUCCCUCUAAGCUGCACAGCAACCAAUCAAGCGCCACGCACUUCAUUAUUCCAGUCACGCAUAUUCUCAGUAAUGGGUGAGGAGUUUCAACACGUUGACACCCUUAAUGACCCUGGCAGUCAAUAGGCCUAAAGCCCAAAUAACCAACUGCAAAGCGGCCUUAUGAUCCAAUAGGGUCGAUGGUCUUAACA
This is a messenger RNA of Limulus polyphemus (Atlantic horseshoe crab), 7416 nucleotides long. Its product is annotated as MOB kinase activator-like 3. The record is from RefSeq and is a predicted model, not a curated record. Gene Ontology annotation, biological process: signal transduction; positive regulation of protein phosphorylation. The coding region runs from base 43 to 708 and encodes 221 amino acids. Lineage: Eukaryota; Metazoa; Arthropoda; Merostomata; Xiphosura; Limulidae. Gene Ontology annotation, cellular component: nucleus; cytoplasm. The transcript is spliced from 7 exons. Gene Ontology annotation, molecular function: protein kinase activator activity.